AUGGGUGAGAGCGCCUCAUCAACCACGCCGUCGACAGACUGGACCCAGCUACAGUUCGACACGACCCCCGUUGAUCUCCGCAAAUACCUCGAGACGCACCGCGACGCACAUCUGCAAUCGGACGCCCAGGCGUGCAUAAACGAAUUGGGCGCCCUCGCGUGGGAGUACUGGGAACCAGAAUGCUACGAAAGCCUGUUGCGAGUGGCUCCUUGGCUAGUCGGCUUCACGGUCGAGAACGGGGAUCUCGCUCCAGCGGGCCGCGCGUUGGCCGUGUUGCCAAAUCUAUGCACGCGGAUGCUUCUCCGGCUGGAUGUAAUUCUGUCGAACUGGCUGAUUACCUCGGUUUUCAAGACAUGGCUCCAAGGUUUUAGGCGACGAAUGCCUCCCAGUACGACAGUUGAGAGACCCGCCAGUCCGCGGGAUGAAAUCAUCUCUUUGCUGCGUGACGGCCCAGUCUCACCCGGUAAUCUCAGUGCGUUAUGGUAUCAGCUGCUGCAGAGCUACUCCGAUUUUGGCAAACAGUCGAUUUACCAGUUAUUCUCGGCCAAGGUGGCAGAGUUUUGUCUUGAGGCUGGGUGCCCUGCCGUCACACGAAACCCUUCUGCAGAUAUAUACUCGCUCAGAAAACAUUUGUUCUCAAACGACUCAGCAGCCCGUGAAGCCGAGCUCCGAAAGGAAAUCGAGGACCUCCGGAACGCGAACCGUUCCCAGCAGCGGAUAAUCACAAACCUGGCUUUUCGACAUCUUUUGGAGGCGCUGCCCGCGCGUGAUGCGAAAGCAGCGACGAGCGCAACGGCGGCGUGGACCGCCUUCUUCCAAACCGCCUUGAAAGAGGCGCAGAAGCAGCUUGAACAGGGCAGGUUGGACCACCCACUCAUUCCAGUCUUGAAGAAGUACCCCAAGGUGAAGCAGAUCGAGAACGUCGGGGCGAAUCUCUACGGCACCCUGAGCACCAACAUUCACCACUUUUCGGGCCAGUACAAGGUCCUCGACGAUCAGUGGAACGCGCUCGAGGUGGAUAUAUUGAGGGCGCUCACGCCCCUGGCAGAAAAUGAGACGGAGGCUGGGAUAGACUGGCGGACGGAAAGACUACGCUAUUAG
This is a messenger RNA of Cladophialophora psammophila CBS 110553, 1101 nucleotides long. RefSeq lists its product as uncharacterized. The transcript has a single exon. The record is from RefSeq and is a predicted model, not a curated record. NCBI's taxonomy places the organism in Eukaryota, Fungi, Ascomycota, Eurotiomycetes, Chaetothyriales, Herpotrichiellaceae. Bases 1 to 1101 code for a protein of 366 amino acids.